UAUGUGCUCGUCAAUAAUGUCUAUUCACAGUUGGUACACAUAAAGAACAAUGAUUAAGCAAAAUUCAUCGCAAAUAAAGAAAAGAUAUGGUCCUAGAUUUGUGGUUACAUAAAUUAUUAGGAAUACUUGUUAGUAUUUGUUAGUAGUCACGCCAAACAUUUGACUUCAAGGUCUCAGCAAUCGUCCCUCGGAUGUGUGGUUUACUGUGUCCAGGCUGUCACGUGGUUUUAAAAUAAUCUUGUUCAUUAUUGUAAUAUCAAGGUUUUAGUACGGAAUUUGAAAAAAAGUAUUGUUAUAAAUUUUGAACUUCACUGCAUCACGAAUCUACUAACCUCUAGAGAUAACCGGAUCUAAUAUCCUCGAUCGUAAGGCUUUAGUAGGACGCUCUAAAAUCUUAAUCUCUUUUGUGAAUCUAGAGAAAGUGAAGAUGUAUGAACUGCGUAACAUACUAGGACUUGAGAUAUGGACUUUAGGAUCCUAGGAUGCAAGCUUGCGUCGUAGCUAAUGUCAGUUCGUAAUCGAGACGCUAACUCUGUUUCUCAACCUAACUCACUUCUUUGCUUGAUCUAGAAACAAUUAAAAUACUCACUAUUAAUGUAACUCAGCUUCGUCACUGAUGUACUGUCUCUCGACUUCUGGAAGCCUCUAGGCCGGGUCGAUCAUACUUGUCUUAUCAGUUAUCUUGUGUAGAUACCUAUCAAAAUGCUUGACUGGUUUUAGUCAUGGUCAACUAAUAUGCUAUCCAACGUCACGGUGAACUAUCCAUCUUUCUGUACUAAGGAUUCCCCAAGAACGAAGAUAUUCGUCUAGGUAUCCUCUGGAGUGUUGCUUUUUCCUAAUGUGAAUCUUUGAAGAGAAGUUAACGACUAAAAGGAUAAACUAACGCUUCAGGAGUGUCUGACUUUACCUCUAAGGUGGGUAAACGACCAUGGACUUUCUUUAAUUCUGUAAAGUGGAAAGCACAUCUGUGGCAUGAUUCGAACUUCGUGUAUAACCUAAAUAGUUCCCCACUAGAAGUUUCGUUUGUUGAAAAAGAUAUAGACGUCUUCAUUUUUUUUGCGAUAUAGAGUUAUAUUCUAUUUGUUACAAAAAUCCUUUAGAGGUAACCAAUUACUUUGAACAGCGAUUUUGAUUAGCUUGAUAAUAGUACUUUCCAUUCAGUUUUUAGGUUUCGCUUAACGCGACCUAUAGAAUGGGAACGUAAGUUCAUCCACCUCAAAGGGAUAUAAAUACUUCUAAGAUGAAACAUGGAAUCAGUUCAUGAACUCAAACUAAAACCCUGCCAGGAAUUCCUUAAAACUCUAUCUUUAUUCCGUAGAAUAUAAGGUACUCAGAGGAAGGCUUAUUUUGACCUACAACAUUCUGUACAUCAUUGAGAACCAUCUGAGUCGCUUACUUCGUUUCUCUUCUAAUAAAAAGUCUGAAGGGAGUACUGGGAAUCUGAAGUGUUGCGUAGCAGGUCGGACUGAAAACAUAUAUAUAUAUAUUACUAGUAGUCAGUGUAAGCUAAAUUCGGUUUGAAGUGGCUCAACAAACUUUCCAGGAGUUCCUCAGUGGGCAACUGCAUCUCUGUGCUAAUGUAGUGUGGUAACUCGAACUGAUGCACGUACUUACGAAGUUCUACGUUGUUACUGACUGACUGACUGACAAUAAAUAGAAAUAGCAUAAUGGCGUGACUAUUCUAAUAAUAUGAACUCAUUCCUGUAACUUGUUCUAAAUAAACUGGAGUAACUCAUGUUAAUACCGAAGAAUAUGUGCUUUAUGUAAAGAUUUAUCGUUGUCGCGUAACCUAAUUUCUCUGACGAAUCAAGAUGUUUAGAUUCAGAAGACUGAAUAGUCAUAUUCUCAAGUAGGGAUUGUUAAGGAUACGUAUUAGGAUAUGCCAAAAUGUGUUCACUACUUUUUAUACAACACCGAAACGUCUAAGGGUGGGAAACUAAAAGCCCCAACCUUUUGUUUUAAAGGGGAAUGAAAUCCCCCUGAAAAUUUGUCGUGUUUAUUACCUGGUUUAUAAAGCCGGUAAGUCAUAAGAAAGGUAGAACUUAACAUAUAUGUUCAUCAGUUCAAACAACCAUACCAUGUAAAUACAGUUUGUCAUAAUGAGAUAAGGACAGUAUUAAGGGACAAGAGUUAUGAAAUUUACUUUUCAAAUAAAAGGUUACAGUGUUUGCUUUAUUUAGACACUCAUUUUCAUUCAUUAGUACACAUGUGAUGAACAGUGUAAAGAACUGGUCACAUCGGUUAAAGCGUACGAAAAUAUGACUUACCUAGAAGUCAAUAGAAUACUCGAUAUUUGAAGCAAAAGUUGGUGUCACGUACAUUUUUUUUUCAUUAGUUGGAGCUUCAUGAUGAUGAGUAUACUCACUGAUUUUCUCUGAAGGUGCGCGUAAUGACCUCAACAAGGAAUUGGAAUCCCUACCCUGAUUUUAAAUGUGAGUAACUGUUCAGAUCAAAGCUGCAUAAAUUCACUCGAUUAAUAAGUGACUGAUAUGAUUAACGAUUAUUUCUAUCGUCGUAGAAAACUGUUAGCAGGCAUUUAGUUAGAUCAUCACUUUAUAUGUCUUGACACCAUUUCAGGUUGUAGGAAGAGGCAAACGAUCAUACUGUUUCUGGUUCCGUUAUUUACUUAGCUUUAUUUACAUAGUUAACAAUCUCUAUAAAUGAUCCGUGAAAUGCGGUUCGGUGGAGUGAAUAAUAUGCUUGUUAAGAUAAAAAAGCAGCGCUCGAAAUCUCACCAACAUUUGAUGUUACGGGUUCUCAAUAUUCUGAUAUCAUUCUUUUCAUAUUUUAGGUAUUUGUACAUAUUUGCUUACAUCUGAAGAUUUGUUAAUUAGCUCAAUUUACCCGAUAUCUGAAUCGAUUAAUUUUAUAGCAGGAUGAAUAUCGGAGGAGUUCAAAUAUACUUCAUUAAGAUCUUUAGACGUGGCUUCGCUGUUAUUUCUAACAAGCCUUACAAAGUUUCUAUCUUUGAUUCAUGGAACACAUGUAAACAUACUGACGGAAAUCAGCCAGAUUUUCGUAAUGUCCCAACAGUGUCCGCUAUACUAAGUAAAACAGCACCCUUGGAAAGUACAAUUGCACUCCGAAAAUGGCAGGAUAAAAAGAAAAAUGAACUUGGCGAAGAUGGGUUUCAGGAGUACAUGAGAGAACUUCAGCUUUUAGGAAAAAGUGUUCAUUCCAGUGUAGAAGCACGACUUAUAAAGGGCAAGUUUCCUUCUAAUCUACCUGAAAAUGUUUCCAAAUAUUGUGAAAGUCUAAAAUAUAUCUUGGAUGAUUUAAAGUCUUCUGCAGUAGAAACUAACUGCUUCCAUCCUCAGCUUUUGUAUCGCGGGAGGUUUGAUAGUAUAGUGUUUUCAAAAGAUAUAAACGAACCUAUUUUGACUGAAUGGAAAACAGUACACGAAUCCAAAAGAAUAUUGACUAUUGAGCAGGCUUAUGAUAGUCCAUUACAAGUUGCCGCGUAUAUUGGAGCUUAUAACUUUACUCGUUAUCCUGAAUCUUUGCCUGUCAAAAAAGGAAUGCUGGUGUAUUCUUAUGGUGAUGGUUAUCCAGCUGCUCGGUUUGUUUUAAACGAAACUAACUUGUUACAUUACUGGGAGUUGUGGUGUGAACGUGUUCAAGCUUAUUAUGAUCAGUGCAACAAUCCUUCUAAUGAAGAAUGAGAAUUGAAAUUUUGGAUGGAUACACAAAAUAUAUCCAUAUCUAUUUGUUGCAAUAUCAUCAUUUUAUCAGUGGUUUAAAUGAAAUAAGAGAAACAUUAUUUUUUAAAACUAUAUAUUCAUUUAAUUGGAAUUUAUAAUUGUAUAUACAAUUACUAAUUCAUAGUUUGCCUAAUUCUUAUUUGUUGUUCUCUUCUAUAGACAGUUGACUGCUUCAGUUUG
Messenger RNA from Schistosoma haematobium, 3881 nucleotides. RefSeq names its product Mitochondrial genome maintenance exonuclease 1 (gene MGME1). Bases 2877 to 3662 code for a protein of 261 amino acids. Gene Ontology annotation, cellular component: mitochondrion. The transcript is spliced from 7 exons. Gene Ontology annotation, biological process: mitochondrial DNA replication. Gene Ontology annotation, molecular function: single-stranded DNA exodeoxyribonuclease activity. Lineage: Eukaryota; Metazoa; Platyhelminthes; Trematoda; Strigeidida; Schistosomatidae. The record is from RefSeq and is a predicted model, not a curated record.